AUGGCCUCUACCCAAUUCAUCUUCUUUGCCAUUCUAGCCAUUCUUGCCCCUUCAAUAUUGGCCAAAGAUAUUAAAGUUGGUGAUGACAAGGGUUGGACUAUUAACUUCGAUUAUCAAGCUUGGGCAAUGGGAAAGGAGUUCGUUGUUGGUGAUAAACUCGUUUUCAUCUACCCACAAGGAGACCACAAUGUCAUUAAAGUGGAUGGCUCUGGCUUCCAACAAUGUGUGGCACCGGCUAACGCUGAACCCCUGACCACCGGAAAUGAUGUGAUUAACUUGACAAGCCCGGGACAAAAAUGGUACAUCUGCGGUGUUUCCAAGCAUUGUGAGAGUGGAAACCAGAAGCUUGCCAUAACAGUGGCGGCUGAGUCUUCUUCUUCUCCUCUACUAGCAGCAAUGGGAAGUGUUAUGUUUCUUGCUAUUCUGGGCAUUGUUAUGAUGUUGAUGGUUUAGUCAAAUUUGUUUGUUGCAAUACUUUGCUCUUCCAAAGUAUUGGGUAACUUCUUGAAGUUUGGUCUGGUCAUUUUGUUUUCGUGGUAGUGUUUUGAAUUCGAAGUUUUGAAAUUAUUGUUUUGA
Messenger RNA from Juglans microcarpa x Juglans regia, 576 nucleotides. Its product is annotated as blue copper protein 1b-like. The record is from RefSeq and is a predicted model, not a curated record. Gene Ontology annotation, cellular component: plasma membrane. Bases 1 to 453 code for a protein of 150 amino acids. Gene Ontology annotation, molecular function: electron transfer activity. The transcript is spliced from 2 exons. NCBI's taxonomy places the organism in Eukaryota, Viridiplantae, Streptophyta, Magnoliopsida, Fagales, Juglandaceae.